UUGAUGCCUUAGAAGUGAUGCUGUAUAUUUUACAGGGGCAGCGGAUCUUGUAGAUGGCCCCACUUCCGGGGGCAGAGCUGGUCCAGAGGCCACUGCAGCUCUACCGGUACCUGCUGCGCUGUUGCCAGCAGCUGCCGACCAAGGGCAUCCAAGAGCAUUACAGACAUGCCAUAAGGCAGUACAAAAAACAAAACUGAGAAUCCAAGGCCCAAAGUGUGAAGCUGUCCUAAAGACGUUUGAAGCUGAGAGACCUCUUUUCUUCUGGAACUAACUGGCGGCAGCACUUUUAGAAUCCUCACUGGCUGAGAGAACAAAAAGUCAGAGGGAGACCUCGCCUUGGCUCAGAUGGCCCUUCUCACCUUGCUCCUGACGCCGGCCUCCUGCAUGUUUGCUCUGCCGGCCGCCACUUAUGACUUGGGAUUUGGGGAGAAUGUGGGUUUUUUGUUCUUUAUCUCUUGUUUUUUUGUGGGUGUGUUUGUGUUUUUUUACUUUGCCCUGAAAGUGGCUCAUCUAAUCUGGAGGUCUCUUAACCACUCUUUGAGACCCGGGGCAGCCGUGUACUCAGAUGGCAGCCUGAACAGAAGGAGGAACACGGGCUCCAGAACCAGACAGAUCCGGAUGUGAAUCCCAGCUCAGCUGCUUUUCAAGAUUUUUUCAGGUUCAGCUCCCGCCUCUGCAAAAUGAUGAUUCUAGGGUUAUUGGGAAAGUUAAAUAAGAUUAAGUCGAAGUGCCUAACAUGGAAUAUGAUACAUGAUUAUGCCAGUAGGUGUUCCCACACCGCUCUCUCCUCUGCUCCUGUAGCGCUUGGGCCAUCUCUGCUCUAGCACACGUGAUGUCAGGUCUUUGUGAUUUGUUUAUUGGCUUGUCCCUUGAUGCAAAGAAGACUAGUGUCCUGUCCCUACUUGUACCCCUGAGCCCUCACAGUUGCGUGGUACCCGCCCAGCAGC
Molecule: messenger RNA, 947 nt
Organism: Trichechus manatus latirostris (Florida manatee)
Lineage: Eukaryota; Metazoa; Chordata; Mammalia; Sirenia; Trichechidae
Gene: LYRM9
Product: LYR motif containing 9
Exons: 2
Coding region: 54-197 (47 amino acids)
Source: RefSeq, a predicted model, not a curated record